Pararge aegeria (speckled wood butterfly) is the source of this 3824-nucleotide messenger RNA. It is a transcript of the gene Cnot4, whose product is annotated as GATA zinc finger domain-containing protein 11. Lineage: Eukaryota; Metazoa; Arthropoda; Insecta; Lepidoptera; Nymphalidae. Gene Ontology annotation, cellular component: CCR4-NOT complex. The record is from RefSeq and is a predicted model, not a curated record. Gene Ontology annotation, molecular function: RNA binding; ubiquitin-protein transferase activity; metal ion binding. The coding region runs from base 323 to 3337 and encodes 1004 amino acids. Gene Ontology annotation, biological process: protein ubiquitination. The transcript is spliced from 17 exons.
AAAUGGACUUGUCUAUGGAAUCACAGAACGGAAUCUUGUAAAAGAUUAGGCCAUUUCAUAAAACAAAUGUAUAGUAACUCGCAGAAAUUAUCUUCGAGACAGUUGUAUUUAUUUCAGCUUUGCAUUUUAAUUUAAAUUGAAUCGUGAUCAGCAUUGUAGGCCCAUUGUAGAGGAUUCAUCUUCGUCUCUAGCGGAAGGGUUAGCAGUCUAGAUUCUGCAAGAGAAAAAGAUUUGCAUUGAGAGAAGACGUAAGGUUGAGGGUGUGGCGGUAUUUGUUUCGUAUUUCCUGAAAAGUACAGAACAAUUAGCUCUAAGGGCUAGGAUGUCAGUGCUGAAUCAGAGUGGGGAAGAGCAGGUGGAAUGUCCCCUUUGUAUGGAACCCUUGGAGGUAGACGAUCUCCAUUUCUACCCGUGCACAUGUGGCUAUCAAAUAUGCAGGUUUUGCUGGAAUCGUAUUCGGGAGGGCGAGAACGGCCUCUGUCCAGCGUGUCGGAAGGCCUACCCGGAGAACCCGGCAGACUUCACUCCUCUCAGUCAAGAGCAGGUGGCCGCAAUAAAGACGGAGAAGAAGGCCCGCGAGCAAAAGCGUCGCAACAAGACCUUGGAGUCCCGUCGCGCGCUUGCGAACGUACGCGUUGUCCAGAACAACCUCGUUUUCGUCGUAGGGCUGCCCGUUCGUCUCGCCGACCCAGAGAUUCUAAAACGACAAGAGUAUUUUGGGAAAUAUGGCAAAAUACACAAAGUAGUUAUAAACCAAAGUACUUCAUACGCAGGGACACAGGGUCCAUCCGCAUCGGCGUACGUGACAUACGUGAUGUCAGCGGACGCGUUGCGGGCAAUACAGGGCGUCAACAAUGUGACGCUGGACGGCCGCGUACUCAAAGGCUCGCUGGGCACCACCAAGUACUGCGCCAACUUUAUGAAGAACCAGCCGUGCCCCAAGUCCGACUGCAUGUACCUGCACGAGCUAGGUGAUCCGAAGGCGUCCUUCACGAAAGAGGAAAUGCAUGCCGGGUUGCACCAGGUGUACGAGCGGCGCUUGCACCAGCAACUGUUGCAGAUGCAGCGGGACCGCCCCGACGACAAGCAGGCAACCGAUGGUAGUUCUAGUACGAAUGCAGAAAAGAGUAGUUCUAAAGAUGGUAAUCAAUCGAACUUUAUACCAACAACAGUGGUUACGUCGUCUCAAGUUAAUGUAGUCAGCACAUCUAAAUCAAAGAAAGAUUCGGGCAAUGGUAGCAAUAGUAAUGGAAAUAGUAGUAACGGAAUCAGCAAUAGUAAUGGAAAGGAAGCGUGGCCUAGCCUCGGUUCCUCACCACCCUCAGAAAGCCCCGCCAGAAAACAGUCCAGCCCCAAACCACAGCAGACGGUUAAGUCACAAGAAAACGGCACAUCAGAACCACCAUCCAGUCCAACACAGCUCCAAUCACAGUCUCAAACGAAAAAUAGCAAAGAGAAUCACAUCGACAGUAAACCAAGCAGAAGUAACACUAGCAACACAAAUGGACAGAGUAGCAAGAAGAGCAAAUCAGAUAGCAAAUCCAAACAGAAAAGUAGCAAUAGUAUCACAAACGAAACCAGCGAACCACAGACAUUCGAGAGUAAAACAGAAGAAGAACAGAGCACGAAUAUCACUCAAACGCAGAACAAUUCAGUCUUCGAAAACGACACACAGAGUUAUUUAUCUAAUGACCUUGAUGAAUUAGAAUCAGAUAGACACAGCCUAUUAGAAAACCACGAUUUGUUAAACAACAGUGAUCACAGUUUAUUGGAAGACGACAACACACACAAUUUAUUGAACGAUGCAAAUAAUGAAGUUAUGAUGAUGCAGAGGCAUAGAGAGAUGCUGGCAGGGCUCGUAGACAACAACCAUCUCAUGCCUCAAAUGAAGAGCCCAUUAGUGAAUGGAUACGGGUUGUUAGACAGGGAUUCAAUGUAUCUAGGCAAUGAUAGGCAGAUUAGUCAAAUUAACCACAGUCUCAUGGACCAAAAGGAGAUGUUACUAAGGGAUCGCAGUAGGACAAACAUGCUUCUCAGACAGAACGAAAUGAUGGCCCGCCAACAUAAUGUGAUGGUGGAACCCAAACAUUACAAUAUGCCCACCUCCAGUAUAGGACUUGACUCUGCUGCUAGUGAAUUAUUAGGUGCUAAUUAUCAUCCAAAUCACAAUAUGCUUCCACCGUUCGGUAUGAGAGUAGACAAUUCAAUGGGCACAAGCUCUUUAGGUAACACAAUGUCGGCAAACUCAAUGUCAAAUAUUACUGCAAAUUCACUUUCCGCAAACACAAUGGCAAAUUCGAUGGGUUCAAACAGUUUGUCGGCGAAUUCUAUGGGAAAUUCCAUGGGCAGUUCAAUGGGUAACUCCAUGGUCAACUCAAUGGGAAAUUCGAUUGGCAACUCAAUGGGAAAUUCCAUGGGCAACUCAAUGGGAAAUUCCAUGGGCAACUCAAUGGGAAAUUCCAUGGGCAACUCAAUGGGAAAUUCCAUGGGCAGUUCUAUGGCAAAUUCCAUGGGCAGUUCUAUGGCAAAUUCCAUGGGGAAUGCGAUGGGAUACCUGAUGCACAAUCAACAAAUGGGCAUGCAGAAUCAAUCACAAAUGCUCCUCAAUGGAUUCGACACACCACAGUCUGCGGGCGAAGGUCGGUAUCAGGCGGAAAAUAUGGACAAGUUCUUCACUGACUUCCAUAAAGCGCAACAGAUGCGGUUGUUACUGUCGCGCGGUGAAGAGCGUCGCCACGACCACAUGCCCCACGCACACAGCAUGCUGAGCGCGGAACGGUUAGAAAUGGAGCACAAACAGAGAAUGAGUAACUUAAGAGCGGCAGAGGCAGGAGGUCGCGCGGCCGGCGACGGCGACGAUGACCUUGACUUUGAUCCAUUCAAGGAAACACAGAAAGCACUCGCAGAAAUGAUGGAAACGGAAGUCAUGCUCAACUCUAUCUCAAAUGGCGACAAUAUGGAGCGCGUACGCAGAUCUAGACUGCCACCGCCCGGCUUCAGUCACAUGAACACGUUCGGCCUCGCCAUGCCAAGGCACCAGGGGCAUCAACAAGAUUGGACCCAGAUGGACCCAGCCAUCAUGUCAACCUCCGUCAACUUCGGCAAGAACCAACCGCUCCGCCAGGAACAGGCGGGCACCCUGAGUCAACAGCAACAGGAGCUCUUCGCGCGGUUCAACCACAUGCAGGUCCAGCCCAACGGGGUCAAAAUGCCCCAGCAAUGGCCCCAGCAGAAGCUGUCCUGGCCCCUCCAGCACAGCGCGGCCUAUAACGCCAUCCCCCUACCCCCUGGCUUCGCACCACCCAAGAACCCAGCCGAAUGCAUCGACGCUAAGUAAACAAACAACAUGUGCAAUCUUCAAAAACCGGAAACACAUUCAGCGGAUAAUAUAUUUUCUAUUAUUGUCUCUUUCCGUUGGUGAUGUGAUCGAAAAAUCUUUGUAUUAAGAGAGCAUAUUUUAACGAGAGAAAUAUGAUAACAAAGGAUUUGUAAAAUGAAUUAACCUAUUUGUUUUAUUUAAAAGAAAAAAAAGAUUAUUAUUAUAUAUUUCUCUUUGGUUUUUAUUAUUCUCUAUUUUCAUUCACUCAGUCUCGGCUCGUUGUCCCCACGUAUCAUAUUUCUUAGAUUUCGUUUCUAUUAGUUGUUUUUGUUCGACUGAAGAUAUAUGUAUAUUCGUUAUAUAUUUAUAUAUUUAAUAGAAUCAUAAAGCUGUUACAUCAAAUUAUUAUUUUCUAUAUUAAAAUGAGAUGCCAAUUACACGGUUCAGUUUUGUACCUUAUUGAGCCAUUAUCCAUUGAUGAGAUCAUUAAAUUGAAGUAUUAUUA